Messenger RNA from Trifolium pratense (red clover), 2547 nucleotides. Its product is annotated as AP2-like ethylene-responsive transcription factor AIL1. The record is from RefSeq and is a predicted model, not a curated record. Lineage: Eukaryota; Viridiplantae; Streptophyta; Magnoliopsida; Fabales; Fabaceae. The coding region runs from base 155 to 2299 and encodes 714 amino acids. The transcript is spliced from 9 exons. Gene Ontology annotation, molecular function: DNA binding; DNA-binding transcription factor activity. Gene Ontology annotation, biological process: regulation of DNA-templated transcription.
CAAGAAUUUGACCUUUCUUCUUCUCCUUCUUUCUUUCAUUCUCUCACACAAUCUAUAUCACAAAUCAGUGUUAUAUAUAUUUUCUCUAAACACUUUAACUUGAGUUCUCACCGAUCUCUCUCUUUAUUUUCUCACAAAAAUCAUAUACAUAUAUAUGGCUUCUAUGAACUUGUUGGGUUUCUCUUUGUCACCACAAGAACAACACCCUUCAACCCAUCAAGAUCAAACGGUGGCUUCUCGUUUUGGUUUCAACCCUCAUGAUGGUUCUGAUGUUCAACAAGGCUUUGAUCUCUCUUCUCACUCAACUUCUCAUCAUCAUUCACUUAACAACCUUUCUCACCCUUUUUCCAUUUAUGAAGCUUUUCAUACCAAUAACAACAUUCAAACCACUCAAGAUUGGAAGGAGAACUACAACCAAAACCUACUAAUGGGAACAUCAUGCAUUAACCAAAAUGUGAAUCAACAAGUACAACCAAAGCUAGAAAACUUCCUCGGCGGAAACUCUUUUACCGAUCAUCACGAAUACGGUGGUAACAACUCAUACUCUUCAUUGCACCUUUCGGCUACUCAGCCAGAAGGUUCAAUUUGCGGUGCUAGUACCGGCGGUGGUGGUGAUGGUAGGACAAGUAACAACAAUAAUAACUCAAUAGGUUUAUCAAUGAUAAAAACAUGGCUCAGAAACCAACCACCACCAGAAAACAACAACAAUAAUAAUAAUAAUAAUAAUAAUAAUAAUAAUAAUAAUAAUAAUAAUAAUAAUAAUAAUAAUAAUGAAAGUGGAGCAGCACGUGUGCAAACACUAUCACUAUCUAUGAGUACUGGCUCACAAUCAAGUUCAUCAGUUCCACUUCUCACUUCAAAUGUGAUAAGUGGUGAGAUUUCCUCAUCGGAAAACAAACAACUACUGCCUACAACUGCUGUAGUACUUGAUAACAACCAAUCUAGUGGUGCUGUUGUUGAAAGUACUGUUCCUAGAAAAUCCAUUGAUACAUUUGGACAAAGAACUUCCAUUUACCGUGGUGUAACAAGGCAUAGAUGGACAGGAAGAUAUGAAGCUCAUCUUUGGGAUAAUAGUUGUAGAAGAGAGGGACAAACUCGCAAAGGAAGACAAGUUUAUUUGGGAGGUUAUGACAAAGAAGAAAAGGCAGCUAGAGCCUAUGAUUUGGCAGCACUAAAAUACUGGGGAACAACUACAACAACAAAUUUUCCCAUUAGCCAUUAUGAAAAAGAAUUGGAAGAAAUGAAGAACAUGACAAGGCAAGAGUACGUUGCGUCAUUGAGAAGGAAAAGUAGUGGUUUUUCUCGCGGUGCAUCCAUUUACCGAGGAGUAACGAGACAUCAUCAACAUGGUAGAUGGCAAGCUAGGAUUGGAAGAGUUGCAGGCAACAAAGAUCUCUAUCUAGGAACUUUCAGCACUCAAGAAGAGGCAGCAGAGGCAUAUGAUGUAGCAGCAAUAAAAUUCAGAGGACUAAGUGCAGUUACAAAUUUUGACAUGAGUAGAUAUGAUGUCAAAACCAUACUUGAUAGUAGCACAUUACCAAUAGGUGGUGCUGCAAAGCGUUUAAAAGACAUGGAACAAGUUGAAUCAUUGAAUAAUGUGAAUCAUGUCAAUGUUGAUCAAGAUCAUCAUCAUCAUAGCCUCAUCAUCAACAACACUUCUCAUAAUUUAACUGAUCAUCAAACCAUCAACAAUUAUGCAGCUACAAAUGCAGCAGCAGCAGCAGCAGCAGCAGCUAAUUGGCAUGGUCUUUCAUUCCAACAACAUCCUUACAAUACCAACAUGCAAUUACAGAAUUACCCUUUUGGUGGAGCUCAAACUCAAAAGCUUUGGUGCAAACAAGAACAAGAUUCUGAUGAUCAUAAUGCUUAUACUACUAGUGAUAUUCAUCAUCAACAGCUACAGUUAGGGAAUAAUGCUAUUGCUAACAACACUCACAAUUUCUUUGGUUUGCAAAAUAUCAUGAGUAUGGAUUCUGCUUCAAUGGAUAAUAAUAGUUCUGGUUCAAAUUCUGUUGUUUAUGGUGGUGGAGAUCAUGGUGGAUAUAUGAUUCCAAUGGCUAUUGGAAAUGAUGCUAAUGAGAGUGAGAUAAAAGGAUUUGGUUAUGAAAAUGUGUUUGGAAAUACUGAUCCUUAUGCAGCAAGGAAUUUGUACUAUCAUCAUCAGCAACAACAAUUAUCUUUUGAUGAAGGAUCAAAUUGCAAUAACAAUAAUAAUUGGGUUCCAACUGCAAUUCCAACACUUGCACCAAGGACUAGUAAUGUGUCUCUUUGUCCACCUUUCACUCUGUUGCAUGAAUAGCUAAUUGGAGAAUGCAUUAGGAAGGGAAUUCUAACUUGAAGUUGAAGGAUAAUUUAAUUAUUGUAGUCUUGAUUAUGUUUAGUCAUGGUAGAAGCAUAUCUUACUGUGAAUUUUGGGGAUAAUUUAACUGAUCUAGAGAAUGUAGGAUUUUCAUUUUCAUUGGCAAGUUUUUAUUUAUUAAUUAUCAGUACUAGACUCUGUAAUUUUUGGAAUAAUUAUUACAGGAUCAUACAAAGGAUGAAGUUUUU